UUUUUUCUGAACCGGAUGUGACAUCACUGUGCAGCGAGAAAAUGAGAAAAUGUCGAUGACUGUGAACUACGACCAAAGAAAUGACCAAUAUAUUCCGAUAGCGCCAUGUCACUUACCACCGCCCUUGAAGAACAAGAGAAAUCUCCAGAUAAAGGCUGGUCUUAUUCCUGCAUAUUAUCCAACUCGGAUUCUGUAAGUGACAGUCCCGCAUCCAACACAGAAGCUCAGCAACAGAAGAUAGCCGAAACACCAGAUAAUAUUGUACUUACUUCUCCUCUAGAGGACAGUGUAGAAAUUGAGAGUCAUCGGGAGGAGUCCCAAGUGGGUUUUGAUGAAGUCAUUGGAGGUCAAGUGACCGAGGGUCAAGGCAUUGAUAGAGGGUCAAUAGGAACUGAGAACCAGCAACAACAGUGGUCACACCAGCAGAGUGAGGAAGGGGAGGUGCAGAUUGUGGAAAAUGGCGGUGAGACCGUUACAACAUCUACCACGGUGGAAGACCAACCAGGAUUGAAAUUUCAGGGAGACAUAACCGAAAAGGGACAGGUAGUGUAUAGAGUUGUCAGUAAUAUUGGUUCAGGGAAUCAGGACGCAAAGGCCUUAUUGGAGAAACUCUUGUCCAAAGGGAACUACCAACAACUAGCCAAUCGAGUGAAUUCAACGACAACAGCUCAGUCCAGUGCUUCUCCACAAACCAUACAAGGAACAAUCUUGUCUCAGGUACAUAGUGGACUCCCAGUCAACUGUGCUGCUGGUCAGCCACAGACCCAGGUCACUGGUCAGUUGGGAGCAGGUUCCUCUCUGUCGCUUACUCCUCAGAAUAUUCGUUCUAUACUUAGUGAUGGAAAGAUUUCCAAGGAAGAUCUAUUGAAACUGAUCAAAAGCAACCGAGCGGCUGGGGGAUUUAAGGCUCGGCUGUCGAGUCCUCAGCAGCUACAAACUCAAAACAUUAACGGAGCGGCCGGGGGAUUAAAGGCUCGGUUGUCGAGUCCUAUACAGUUACAAACUCAAAACAUUAACCAAGCAGCUGGGGGAUUAAAGGCUCGGUUGUCGAGUCCUCAACAAAACAUUGUUCCAGUCCAUCAAGCUACAAGUCCUGUCACUAGGAACCAGCAAGUACUUAAUCCCAUUCUUUUCACAGGAACUGGACAGAAAAUUGGAGCAGUGUCUCUUGCAAAACAGGCAGUUGCAGGCUCAUCAAUUGCUGAACUUUUUCAGAGUAAAAGUAACCAAGGUGUUGUGGUCAGUUUGACAUCGGCUAAUACUGUGGGUAGUCCACAGUCAUCUACGGAUGGUUCACUCUUAAAGGUUGUUCAUGUCGCAACGCCCACCCCUGUGAAACAAGCAACUACUGCAACAAAUAACGAAAUUAUUAGCAACUUGACCUUGACCAAUCAGCCGAAAGUCCAGACAGUUGGAAGUCCCCAAAAUGUGACCUCAGGAAAUCAGGCUGUUGUUAUACCAAGUGGUACCACUCAGUACAUUAUUCUCAAUCAGGGGACACCUGUACAGAAUAUAAACAGUCCAGCAGUAAACAAGCAACAGGUGCCCACAGUGUUCAAUUCACCAACAACUGUGCCCAAUAUAAUAUCGGGAGUAAGACUUGCUGGUCAGGUGACGAGGCCACUCCGAGUCGUUCACUCCGGUCCUCAGGCAAAUGAAGUUCGGGCACUUCUUGCCAGCCCCAGGUUUUCUGCUAGUCAAUCACCCACUAAAGUUGUCAUUCCACAUAAUUUAUCUGCCUUAACUUCAAUUGUGGAUAAUGCAAGCAUUACUUCUACUCAAACUGUAACUAUUGGAAUUCCUACCCAAACAACUGUUACUUCUCACAUGAUGUCCGUAGGAAGAGGAGUUAUGAAUAAGAGACAGUCUAAGCAAACAAUUGGGGGGCGGGGGAGUCGACAAAUCAGACGGAACUAUUUUGUAGAUCCAGCCUCCUAUCAAAAGGCAUCCGUUUCUGGUACCGUUUCACCGGGUAUUGAAAGUCGUGUGAUACAGACCAGCAAUACCGAUGUUGUUAAAACAGUUCCGCUUUCUCAUCAUGUAGUUAUAGCUGGGCCUCAAAAUUCAAUACGAUUAUUGCAAUCUAAUGCUAUUAAACCACCAGCAAGUGGGAAAAAUGUCAAACAAACGGCGAAGCAUGGUGUAAUGAAUCAGGUGGAGCAUGGAUACUCGUCGCCGUGUCAGGGCAACUCCUCGCUCGUGGAUUACAGUGAUUCUGAUUCCCUUUCAAAUUCGUCUGAAAAGUGCGAAAGUGAUACAGCCUCGGAUCUACCAAAGUCCCAGAACUCAGAGGGGCAGAGUUUUUCAAAUGGGAAAAUUGUGAUGCCAGCAGAGUUAUCCAGUGCCAUUGCCAGAGCUAAACCAAACGAGAAAAUUCUAGUAGACGGGAAGAACUACCAUGUGAAGUUCAUCAAAAACGUGGUGUAUAGUAUCAACAUCAAUGGACAGGUUAAAAGCUACAGAUAUGAUGGGCAAUAUCUGGUGCCAAGCUCAGAUGAACUGAGUUUGGUUGGAGGGGGAAUAGGAGACAGGAAGGAAAGGAUGUUGAGAGGCAAUGCUACAGGCUUACACAUGAGUACGCCACAGGGCAACAGCACUGCAAAGACCUUUCUUAAGACGGCAGAAGCCGCUGGUAAAGUUUUCAGAGAUGGACGCUUUUGGAAGCACUCAGUAGGCCCUGAGAAGACAGCUACAGGGAUGGACACCAACAGUAAUGAAGACUCUGGAGAAUCAGAAUCAACUAGUCAAGAAAACAAUCAAGGAAAGAAAAGACCCCUUGAAGAUGUGUCCGAUUUGCCUCCUGUUGAAGAUGAUGAAAUGCGCGUGGUUUACUGCAAGUUCUGUGGGUACACUAGCACGACUGUCAGAUCGUGUGAGCGAUGUCAUCGGACAUUCCCAGCGGACACCAAAAUAGAAAUCCAGAAGAAAAAAUUCAAACAGGAUCUGGAGGCUCAGGAGGGGGCACCUGCAAUCUCAAAACAGUCUUUUUACGGAAAGCCUGUCAGUGCUCCAAUAGUGGUACACACGGCACAGGUUACGAAUAAGGCAGGCAAUAUCAUGGUUCUGAAUUAUGUCAAUCACGGAAGACGUGUGAAUCUGGAUGGGAAAACGUACCGAUCCCCGUCUGUCAUCCGUGGAGGAAAACAGUCCAGAAAAUCGUACACUGUAGAGCCAGUCACAAUUUCUAUAUCUUCUGAUGAGGAAGAGGAGCCAGAAAAAUCAAACGUCCCAGGAUCCACUGCAACAGGAAGUAUCAAGUCCAACGUGGAAGAUGACAUCGGAGAGCUCUUGGAUGGAAUUGAACAGAACAAACGAUCGGAUUCGCCAACAUUUCAGGGAGGAAGGAUGGAGAAGAUGGAGGAUGAGGAAGGGAAGCCAGUAAUCAAGAGGAAGAAUGGCCGGCGGAAAUCUCCCACACGACCCCCAUCCCGGGGAUCAACUGUCAAUAACCCUCCCCAGGAGUCUUCGGAUUCUGCAGUGAUUCAGAAAACAGAAGCUGUGUCUCAUUUAGAUUUUAAUGCCAAGGUCAUACAUAUUGGGUCUGUGCUAGGCUGUCCCAUUGAACCAGUUGUGAUUGCUGAGGAUUCGAUCUCGUUUUAUGUUGAAUGUGAGGAGUACACUCAUAGAUUUAUUAUCAAACCAGAUCAGCUUCAGCAGUGUUUGUAUUGUUUAGAAAACAAACCUGUCAUUUUUCUGAAGACAACAGCAGAGUUUGCAGAACAGACCAGGGAAAUGUUGAAAAUAAACACGGCAGAUAAUAAAAAUUUCUUUGAUCCCAAUGAUACUGUUUUGAAACAUCAGUUCAUCAGCAUUGUGUUACUGGGAAUGGGUUCCUUAACCUACCCGAAACUGGAGAGCGUUCUGAACAAGUAUCCCAAACCGGAAGGCGUCCAGUUCCCGUUCAUUGUGAAGAUGACAGGGGAACAGGCCCUGGUGUAUCUGAAGGAGGUACAGGGAGAAGACUGUCUGUCGGAACCCGCGACUCCUCAGCCCCAGGAAAGGUCCCCAUCCCCACCCAAGAUACUGUUCACCGGUCCAGUGGUCAAAUUGAUCACGUUUCCGCCGCCCCCUGCAGCGGGAGGUAUCCAGGUCACCAAUGAGGAUCUCUCCUGUCUGGAGGAGGGAGAGUUUCUUAAUGAUGUCAUUAUCGAUUUCUACCUGAAGUAUCUAUUCCUGGAUGUUCUAAGUGACAGAGAUAGGGAGAGGACACACAUAUUUAGUUCCUUCUUCUUUAAGCGACUCACACAGAGGCAGGGUCGAUGUGGAUUAGACGACAUGGCGGACAAAACACCGGCUGAAAAGAAGCAUGCCAGAGUGAAAAACUGGACAAAGAAAGUGGACCUCUUUGAAAAGGAUUUCAUUUUUGUCCCAAUUAAUGAACACUCACAUUGGUUCCUGGCCGUCAUCUGCUUCCCAGGACUCAUGAAUGUCAAACGCAUCACGUACGUACCGAAGUCGAAUGUUGUAACACAGCUAACCAUGACAGUACAGACAGUCUCUAAUCCUGACCCCAAGCUGGCAGAGAAGGGAGGGUCGGAAAAGGAACCAGUCAAAUCAUUGAAAGCACUGAAAGAUUACAAGAUUCCAAAGUUGGUGAAGAAUGGUGACUCUGACAAUAAGAUUGAAAGUAAAAGUGAAAGUAACAUUAGUUCAGGAGAAACUAAGACAACUGAAGAGGACAAUGGCCAAAAUGGGGAAGGGGAUGUGGAGCCCAUGGAGACGGAUGAGAAUUGUCUAUCAGAUGCCCAGAAACAAGAAAUAGCUGAGGAUUCAGAAGAGAUGAUGGAUACUAGUGUAAAACAAACAGAGGGGGAUGAAAGCCAAACAUCUGUAGAGGACCAAUAUGUCUCACACUCACAGGAAGUAAAGAAAAGUGUAAAACAAACAGAGGGGGAUGAAAGCCAAACAUCUGUAGGGGACCAGUCUGCCUCAAACUCACAGGAAGUAAAGAAAAGUGAAAGUAAAACUGAAAUUGUCAAUCAGAACAAAACAACAAAAGUACACCUCCGAGCCCAAGUGAAGGAUCUACGAGGACGAGAUCUUACCGAGACAGAAUUGAAAGAUCCCAAAACUCUGCACAGUUGUGCCACUGGCAGUCGACAGCCAUGUAUUCUUGUGUUUGAUUCCCUGGCUGGACAGAACAGAUCUCGGAUUGUGUCUAUUCUCAAAGAUUAUCUUCAAGUUGAAUGGGACACAAAGAAGAAGACGCCCAAUAUCCUGAAGGAGAGGAUCCGCGGCUGCACAGCCACCAAAGUCCCCCAGCAGACUAACUUCAGUGACUGUGGCGUGUAUGUUCUACAGUAUGUGGAGAGCUUCUUUGAGGACCCCAUUCAGGACUUUAGUAUUCCACUGAAGCCUCUGGUAGACUGGUUCACAGAGGAAAGGGUCACUGCCAAAAGAAACGAAAUCAAGGAACUUGUGAUGAGACUUAAAGACAUUCAACAGAAGGACAAGUCAUGACACUUGUUCAGAAAUUCCAGGGAGAGGAUCCUAGCAUUGUGGGAUGAGACUUCGGAACAUUCAGGAUAAAUCCUGACAGCAUUCAAGGAAAUUCUACGGGACGUUAAGUCGUGACAUUUCUGUUUUUCAACAAGCAAAGGUGAUGUUGGAAGUUAUCAGUAUUUGAAGAGAGUUCCUUUCAUGUUUUGUGUUUUGGUUGUUUGGAUUUUUGAUAGUUUGGAUUAUUUCCCUUGAUCAUGUAAAAAUGGUGCUACUAAACCAUAUUUUUUAUCUGUGUUACUCUGCAUGGGUUGAGGAAAUUUUCAUUUAGGAGCUCCUUGUGACUGACAGUUGAACCAAGCAAUGACAUACAUAUUCUGGAAUCAGUUCCGUGGGUUGUAGGAGAAAAGUAUUCAAGGAUAUACCUGUAUAAAACCCAGGUAACCAUAGUGACAAUGACAUCCUCUGGAGUUAUUGAAGAAGAGAAAAAAAUGAUGAAUUUCACUAAAAAAUAUCUGCACUGAAAUGUAUUCAUAUGAUGUAUGAUGGCAAUGUAGUGAAAAGGGAUUCUGUUUGAAAUGAAAAGGCUGGAUACGUGCUAAAGAUGUACAAAGAUGAGACUUGUUAAUUGUAUGUAUGAAAUAUGUGUUCUUGCAGUUUAUACCUGUAAGUAAAAUUUCAGGGAAAUACCUACUGUAGGAUGGAGGUGAAUUGUCAGAUUGGUCGAUGAUGAUAAAAUAAUCCCAUCCCUGCAUCAUUUGUAUAUUUGAAAGAUUCCUCAUGGGAGAGAAUUUUUUAUCGGAUCUGUGAGUGUCAAUUACAACAGUUGUGUGUUUGAAAGAUUCUCCACAGGGGAGACUUUUAUCAAAUUUGUGAGGUUGAAUUAGGAAGUCAACAUUAUUCCAGGUGAUAUAGACGUUCAUUGUAAAUCUGACUUAGAGCAUUUUGUUGAAAGUGUACACCUAUUUAUAGAACUAGAGGUCCAGACAUAUAUUUCCUGUAUGUUGCAUCAUCAUUUUCAGGUGAUUGGUUUAAGAAAAGAGAGGUCCAUGAAUAUCUGCUUCAUGCGAUUGAAUACAAGAGUGUAUAAUAGUAUCCUAUUUUUUUCCCAGUAAUAUUACUGGUUUAGAAAAAUUCACGGUAGAUUAAUACAGUUUUUGUUUUCCCGUGAUACAGGCAAAAAGAUUGUCAGAUCUAGUAUUAAGAAUGAACAUGUCUGAUGUAGUUCGAUACAUUUUCCAAAGAGCAGCAAUCUGAUUUCCUGUGUCUACUCUGCAUCUGUGUGUAAUAUAUAUCAUGAUGAAAUGUUGACUUCUUUUUCUAUUGAUGUUUGUUUAGCAUCAUACACAGACAAUAUUGAGAAUUAUAAACAACUGUGUUCUGUUUGUUGCACAUUUCUGUGUAAAUGCUGUAUAAAGUGUAAAACAAAAUCAUGGAUCAUUUCAUCAUUAAAACCACGUUAUUUGUU
Messenger RNA from Ostrea edulis (European flat oyster), 6907 nucleotides. RefSeq lists its product as uncharacterized. The coding region runs from base 106 to 5460 and encodes 1784 amino acids. Gene Ontology annotation, molecular function: SUMO-specific endopeptidase activity. The record is from RefSeq and is a predicted model, not a curated record. Gene Ontology annotation, biological process: protein desumoylation. Lineage: Eukaryota; Metazoa; Mollusca; Bivalvia; Ostreida; Ostreidae. The transcript is spliced from 21 exons. Gene Ontology annotation, cellular component: nucleus; cytoplasm.